Messenger RNA from Thlaspi arvense, 3951 nucleotides. The record is from the annotation of a GenBank genome assembly. Lineage: Eukaryota; Viridiplantae; Streptophyta; Magnoliopsida; Brassicales; Brassicaceae.
UUAGUGUAUUUGUGCGUGAAUUAAACACCUGAUGUUUUGGAGUAACAGCAAAAACUUCUUGGGGGAAAUCGAUUUUCAUCGCACUAAUCGAUUAUAUUAGGGGGUUAGAUAGUAACAAGGCAAAGGUAAGGGGGCGGACCAAGGAUGGCAGUUAAUGCGAGGACCAUGGGUGAAACGGUAAUUGUAAGCUAAAACAUCUGCUUUCUUUAGCGCGGCAACGCUAAUAAUAAUAAUGAGAGUAGUUUUGCCAAAUUGCAAAAAUCAACAAGGACGAUGCAGAAAACGCCAUUAACGAUUACAGCUAUGCAAAUCCGGUUUGCGAACGUCUGAUUUAUCCUGGGAGAGAGAGAGGGAGAGAAAGAGAGAGAGAGAGAGAGAAGGAGAGGGACUCGUAGAAUUCGUCGCUUCUCUGGAUCUCCUCUUUCAGAUCCUUCUCCGUCUUUCGUGCUGCGUUUGGUCUUUUCUCUUUAAAAAAUAUUCCGAAUCUUCUUCUUCUUGAGGGUUUAUAUGCAUCCGGUGUUACGCGCGGCGUAUGAGAGGUAUGACAACGGAAGAGGAUCAGAUGCAAGGACCAAGCGGAUGUGAAGAAAAGAUUUAUGUUUCUGUUCGUCUGCGACCUUUAAAUGACAAGGAAAGGUUAAGGAAUGACGUGCCUGACUGGGAGUGCAUCAACAAUACAACAGUCAUUUACAGGAGCCAUCUCUCUAUUUCUGAGCGUUCCAUGUAUCCUUCUGCUUACGCAUUUGACCUCAUCCUUCUUUCUCUGCCUCUAGACAGAGUGUUUGGCCCUGAUUGUUGCACGAGGCAAGUGUACGAGCAAGGGGCGAAGGACGUUGCUUUCUCAGUUGUCAGUGGCGUCAAUGCUAGCGUCUUUGCAUACGGGCAAACAAGCAGUGGAAAGACGUACACUAUGAGUGGAAUUACUGACUGCACCUUGGUUGAUAUAUAUGACUACAUUGACAAGCACAAGGAAAGAGAAUUCAUAUUGAAGUUCUCUGCCAUGGAGAUCUAUAAUGAGUCUGUAAGAGACCUCUUAAGUACAGAUAGUAGUCCUCUCAGACUUCUAGAUGACCCUGAGAAAGGGACAGUUGUUGAAAAACUCACAGAGGAAACUCUGCGAGACUGGAAUCAUUUCAAGGAGCUCCUAUCUGUCUGCGAAGCUCAACGACAAAUUGGAGAGACAGCUCUAAAUGAAGUUAGCUCUCGCUCUCAUCAGAUUUUGAGAUUGACAGUUGAAAGCACGGCUCGUGAAUUUUUCACCAACGAUAAAUUUAGUACACUAACAGCAACAGUGAACUUUAUUGAUCUUGCUGGAAGUGAACGUGCAUCUCAAUCAUUAUCAGCCGGCACAAGGUUGAAAGAAGGUUGUCAUAUAAACCGAAGCUUGUUAACGCUGGGAACUGUGAUCCGUAAACUAAGUAAAGGAAAAACUGGGCACAUUCCAUUCAGAGAUUCAAAACUGACACGCAUACUUCAGUCUUCCUUGGGUGGAAAUGCCAGAACUGCCAUAAUUUGUACCAUGAGUCCUGCAAGAAUCCAUGUUGAGCAAUCAAGAAACACACUGUUAUUUGCGAGCUGCGCAAAGGAGGUGACAACAAAUGCACAAGUAAAUGUUGUCAUGUCUGAUAAAGCUUUAGUAAAACACUUGCAGAGGGAGUUGGCUAAACUGGAAAGCGAGUUGAGAAGCCCUGGUCAGCCUCCGAUUGCUUCUGCAACAACUGCAUUACUGACGGAGAAGGACCUCGAGGUUGAAAUGCUAAAAAAAGAGGUAGUCCAACUAGCACAAGAGCUAGAGCAAGCUCGUUCUGAGAUUGAGGAUCUUCGACGAAUGGUUGGAGAAGAAAGACAACGAAAUAAAGAGACACUAACAAGAGAAUCAGUAGAGUUAAAUGUGUUGCUGGAAGAUCAAUACCCCAAGCUGCGGGUGCGCAGUACAUGGGACUCUGAGAAUACAACACCAUUAAGCCCUAUAUCAGCUCACCGUUCCAGUCUGUCUCCACGUUCAACUGAAUACAGUUAUGACGAGAACGUCUUCCAGCUUUCAGAUUUCAGGAUAGAUUCUGGGUCAAGUAGUCCAUUUCAACAGCUGGCCUUUGUAACUCCUUGCCCUGAAGUUGUACUUGAUAUUCACGGGGAAGAAAAUAAAGCACAAUCUCAAGUUCUCAUAGAGGAAAUUCCAGAUCAACCUCAUGUUCAGGAGGAACGGCUUAGUGUAAUGGCUGAACAGACUGGUGAAAAUUCUGAGGAUAACUGCAGGGAAGUUCGAUGCAUAGAAAUGGAGAAGUCAGAUGUCACUAUACAUCCAGAGGAAAAAAUGCCGGAGAGCAGUCCAGACAGAUACGACGUUGUGAAUGCAGAAGAACCAGUAUGUGUGACAGAGCCAACGAACUUACGACCACCCAUAGAAGUUGAAGAAGACAAAGAAGAAGAAGCUGAAGAAGAAGAAGAAGAAGAAGCUGAAGAAGACAAAGAAGAAGAAGCUGAAGAAGUAGAAGAAGCUGAAGAAGAAGAAGAAGAUGAAGAAGGAGAAGAAGAUGAAGAAGAAGAAAGAGUAAAGCAAGUCAGUGGUGCCUCAACUCAACCAAAACAAGAAAGCAAAAUCAUCAAAACCCCUCCAUGCUGUGGUUUCAAAUCUUCUCCUGAUGAGUUUGAUACAGACAUGUCUAACCUUAGUGGAAACCCCAUGCCUCCAGCACUUAUCACUCCCUCCCCUGUAAAGCGUUUCUCUUGGGAUACCGAGAGAGAUCCACAACCGUUGAGAGGCAUGAAACUGAGUAGAAGUCGAAGCUGCAGGGCAAGCGUGUUAUCGAGCUCCUCCUCCUCGUGGUUUGAGAAAGAUGCUGAUACACCGCCAAGCUGGUACGACAAAGAGUUUGUUAAAACAGCUGAGAGAAACCUGGUGCUGUGCGAGAUAAAAAAUGAGAGGUUAUUGCAGGAUGAGUUUGGCAUGGCAACAACUUGGCUCGAGAGAAGCUUGAGUGACUCUCAAACUGGGCAUGCUGCUUCGCAUGAUGUCAGUAAGGAAAUGGCAUCACCAAAUGAAUCACCGUACCGCCCCUCUGAUGUUUCUCAGACAAGUGGUGGAGCAUCAACCAGGGAGGUCCAAACCGAGAAGACUGCUGCUCAGAAAGACAAGCGAAUCAUUCAUCGCUCGAUGGAGGAAAUAGAACACAAGUUCUUGGCCUUGAGCGCGACAAAGAGUUUCAAAGACGCUGCAUUGGACCCUAUACAGGACUACUUAGACACGCCUUUGAAUUGGCCGGAGGAGUUCAAGAGACUACAGAGGGAGAUAAUAGAGCUGUGGCACACGUGUAACGUCUCCAUGGCCCACAGAAGCUACUUCUUCCUUCUGUUCAGAGGAGAUCAGAAAGAUUGCUUGUACUUGGAGGUUGAACUCCGUAGACUUAAAUACAUCAGAGAAUCUUUUGCCCCAAGUAGCAAAGCCGGCGACGAUGGACACAAUCUGACCUUAAUCUCCAGCAGCAGCACGAGGGCGUUGACGAGGGAGAGGUUUAAGCUGAGCAAGCUGAUGCAGAGGAAGCUGUCGAAAGAAGAGAGAGAGAAUUUGUUCUUGAGAUGGGGCAUUGGGCUGAACACAAGGCACAGGCGGGUCCAGCUGGCCCACAGGCUCUGGUCGGAUUACAAAGACAUGGGUCACGUCCGAGAGAGCGCCUCCCUCGUUGGUAAGCUCCAUGGAUUCGUGGACAUGAACUUGACUUCCACCGAGAUGUUUGGCAUCAACUUUGCUUUCAGACCACCUCGUCCCAAGAAAUCUAGUCUUUGGAAACGCAGCGUUUUGUCCCUCUCCUUUUUGUAACUAACUCUAAUAAAUAAAGCAAACCAUUAGUGAAUUUGAAGGCAGUGGCUUCCGUGACGUUCCCAAAAUAUCAAUCUGACUACGUAAAUCAGUCGGUGUCGUUUUAUGACGUUAGGACUAAUUAAUAUCAGAUU